CAAAUCAAGCAAAUAAUAGUCUCUGAGUUGAAGUUGGUAUUUUCAUAAAGUGCAUUUAAGCUUUAUCAGUUGCAUGUUUAAUCUUCCAGAAGACUCUUAUAGGUAUUCUUGAAUUAUAUACCUUCCAAUUUUGAUUGAAAGUUCUGCCCCGAUUCUGAUCUGCAUUUAUCCUCUUGAUGCCCCUGAAUCCCACUUGGGCUGUUUUAUUGUUUAGGAACUGAGAUUUUAUAUUUCCAUCCUUUUUUGCAUUUCCAUAUUUUUGUCUUGAAAUUAAUAAAUAGGAUGUCAAAACAAUCAUCAUGACUGCCUAUGAAGCCGUGUCUAUGCCAACCAUCUGCUUGUGAUUUAGUUUGUCCUUUGUUCCUGGAUCCAGAUGGUGGGCUCAUGAAUGUUGACCCCUGUUAGGAAUUUUCAUGCAAAAGACCUAUAUGCUAUUUUGUUUAUUUUAGAGAAGCAUAUCCCUGUGGUCUAUGGUACCACACUUCUCUAAUUAAUACCUUUCUGUAUAUUACUUAAAUGUUAAAAAAGAUUGUUUUAUAAGCAACUGCUUUCUUUGUUCUCUGAUAAUUUAAGCAUGUCAACUACAAAUAGAUUUACUUAAUAGUGCUUUUGUAUUCGGAAAACUGAUUCUGACCUAUAGUUCAUCAGUCAAUGUUUGUUUAAUUAUUUUCUGACUUUCUAGAUGCUAUGAAUUGUAUUUUUGGUCCAUGCUCUUGCACUUCUUGUAGGUCACCUUGGUCAGACAAAUACCAUCCACCAUUGGAAGAUGGACCCUAUCCAUCAUCAGAGUUGAGGAAACUCGAAAUUGAAGCUAACGAUAUCUUUUCAGUCUACCGUGACCAAUAUUAUGAAGGUGGCAUCUCAUCAGUUUAUAUGUGGGAAGAUGAAAAUGAAGGUUUUGUAGCUUGCUUUCUGAUAAAGAAAGAUGGCUCAAAGACAGCACAUGGCCGAAGGGGUUAUCUGGAGGAGGGAGCAUGGGAUGCUAUUCAUGUUAUACAGGUGGGACCUGAGUGGGAAGGAACAGCUCGUUACUGCUUGACUAGUACAGUCAUGCUGUCUUUGACUACCGAUGAUGAGUCUACUGGCACUUUCAGUUUGUCUGGGUCAAUCAGACGACAGAUGAAUAUGGACCUUGCAGUUGCGGAUGGUCAUCUCUGUAACAUGGGAAAGAUGAUAGAGGAAAUGGAGAGCAAGCUGAGGUACUCACUGGAUCAGGUUUACUUUGGAAAGACAAAAGAAAUGGUUUGCACUUUAAGACCGCCUUCUGAAGUGGCACCAAUGAGGCUACCUGACUGCUGAUGUAGCUUUAUAUGGUUAUGAGAUGGAAGAUUGUCUGAUAUUUGCACUAAACGGCAUACUGGCCUAAUAUGCAUUGUCUUUUAGGUAUUCAUGUUAAUACAAAUCCUAUGUGACGCAUCAUUGAUUUGUCAUUGCAUGGAAAAUGCAGAUAUUCUGGAUAAUGCUGUUCUGUGUAGGCUUUGCAAAAGAAAACUAGGAGGCUAUUGUGGUAAACAUAAAGGUGGAAAAUACAGACAAUUUGCGUAUGUUAAUUUGUUCUUGUGGUUUUCCCGAGGUUUAUGAUAUCCAUUUCUGUUGAUAUAUAUUCUGAAAAGAUGGAAAUUGAU
Messenger RNA from Rubroshorea leprosula, 1625 nucleotides. The record is from the annotation of a GenBank genome assembly. NCBI's taxonomy places the organism in Eukaryota, Viridiplantae, Streptophyta, Magnoliopsida, Malvales, Dipterocarpaceae.